AUGGCGGAGCAAGGUCCGAUGGCUAUAGCGAUGCGACUACGAAAUCAGCUCCAGUCCGUUUACAAGCUGGACCCGCUGAGGAAUGAGGAGGAAGUGAAGCUGAAGAUCAAGGACCUGAACGAACACAUCGUCUGCUACCUCUGCGCAGGCUACUUUAUAGAUGCAACAACUAUUACAGAGUGUUUGCACACGUUCUGUAAAAGCUGCAUCGUGAAAUACCUGCAAACCAGCAAAUACUGUCCCAUGUGCAACAUCAAGAUCCAUGAAACUCAGCCCUUACUCAACCUCAAACUGGAUCGAGUGAUGCAGGACAUCGUGUACAAACUAGUGCCUGGUCUUCAAGAAAGUGAAGAUAAAAGAAUUAAAGAUUUUUAUCAGUCAAGAGGGUUAGAGAGAGUCCUCCAACCAGCUGGAGAUGAUGUGUCUGAUGGUACGGGCUUACCGUUCACAAGUUUCGACCACUCUAAAGCUCACUUCUACAGAUACGAUGAGCAGGUUUCGCUGUGUUUAGAAAGACUCAGUUCGUCGCUUGUAGGGAAAGAUAAAACAAAACUGGCUCUGCAGCAGAAGUUCGUACGUUGUUCUGUGCGGGCGGAGGUGAGACACCUACGGAAAGUGCUUUGUCACAGAUUAAAUGUGGAGAAACACCAGGUGCAGAUGUUGUUUAAUAACGAGUCCCUGCCCGAUCACAUGACGAUGAAGCGGUUAUGGCUCUCACACUGGUUUGGAAAGGCUCAGCCGUUAGUUCUCCACUACACCGUCAAGGACAAACGGAGCAGAUAGGACUCGGCUUCGCUUCACAGAAAGCUGUACAUUUCUUUUGUACAAUACAUAUUCUAUUUUAAUAAUGUUUGUGUACAUAAACCUAUUUUCCUUGUUUUUGUAUUUUUGAAAAUAAAUC
Molecule: messenger RNA, 901 nt
Organism: Nematolebias whitei (Rio pearlfish)
Lineage: Eukaryota; Metazoa; Chordata; Actinopteri; Cyprinodontiformes; Rivulidae
Gene: pcgf1
Product: polycomb group ring finger 1
Exons: 9
Coding region: 1-783 (260 amino acids)
Biological process (GO): negative regulation of transcription by RNA polymerase II
Cellular component (GO): PRC1 complex
Molecular function (GO): promoter-specific chromatin binding
Source: RefSeq, a predicted model, not a curated record